AUGCUGCUCCAACUAACGCCCCGACGUCAUGAGCUCAUCUCGGUGUUCAUGAUGUCAAUUGGUACCACUUUUAUGUUUUUGGGGUACGAUGUGCAGUCCAUGAUGGCAGAGAGUGUGCUCCAUUCAGUCAGUACAAAGAAUCCGGAUAGGAUUAGUGAGUAUGCAGGAUAUUAUGGACAAGCCAUCCAAUACAUCUCGUUCGCCUUCUUCUCCCUAUUCACCGCCACCAUUCAAUACUACAUUUCAUCAAAAUCCAUGCUUGUCUUGUCAUCGAUACUCUUCACAACAUGCUAUAUCGCAUAUAUUCAUGUCAACUCUUACAUUUUCUACUCGUCACAGCUGCUACUGGGAUUUGCCUAUGCAAUGUACAACAGCGCUGAGGGAACCUAUCUCUCCGAGCACUCCUCCCGCCGAACCAUCGACUCCAACUCGGCUCUCGAAACCGGUCUAGGGCAUACCAGUCUAUUCUUCGGAGGAGUCACAAUGCUAUUCGUUUUCCAUUUCGUGCCACACACCUUCGAUGGACACUUUUUGAAUUUCGAUGAACAUGUUGUGCAAGUCAUCUACUUUUCAUUGAUGACACUGACGAUUGUGUCAGUGGUCUUGUUCACGUUUUUGCCAACGAAGCAGUUUGAUUCAAUUGCAUUGAACACACCGAGAGUUACUCCAUCAUUGCUGUCUCAAUUCAAACGAUUCGGCGAGUCCUUCACCCAUCUCAACACUUCUCUCCUAAUCUUCACCUAUGUCUACAUGGGAUGUAUGGUCUCCUUCAUGUACGGUAUCUAUCCAACUUCCCUCUCGUUCACAUCUGAAACCGCAUCGGACGUCUACAUCAUCGCCUUGUACCUGUUGUCUUCUGGAGCCGCCGCGUUUUUGAGCGCCAUGUUCAUCCGACCAAUGAUCAAAAGGCUUCACAAAUACAAACUGAUCGUUCCGAUGGCAAUCCACUGUAUUUCGAUGGCAAUUGUGAUGAUUUUAGUGUACUGUUCGGUGCCGAAUGAGGCGACACAGAAGCCGACGAGCAAUAUGAAUGUGUUGAUUACACCAAGCCGCUAUCUCUCCAUUGUCAUCGGAUUCCUACUGGGCUUCGCAGAUUUCACUAUCACUAUGACAAGAUCUGUCAUUUGUCAAAUUGCUGUACCAGAGUAUAGAGCAGAGAUGUUCAGUUUGACGAGGAUUUAUCAGUGCGUCGCCUCGUGCGUGAUCCUCUUCAUCUCCCCAUACCUCACUGUCACCAGCUGGAUCCUUAUCCUCAUCACAUUCCUUCUCGCUGGAAUCGCCGCAAUGUUUGCAGUACUAUGCAGGACUCAUAACAAUACAGUAGCCGCUCCGAUUGAGCCAUUGGAAGAGGAGAAGGAUGAGAAGUUCACUGAAGAGAAGGCCUAA
Molecule: messenger RNA, 1386 nt
Organism: Caenorhabditis remanei
Lineage: Eukaryota; Metazoa; Nematoda; Chromadorea; Rhabditida; Rhabditidae
Exons: 7
Coding region: 1-1386 (461 amino acids)
Source: RefSeq, a predicted model, not a curated record